UUUGUCUGGCUUGCUAAUUAGCAUUUGUGUCGUAGAUUUUAACGCAGAUUUCAAUUUAGGGUUAAUAUUUUUGACUGACGGGACCUAGUACAAGGUUUUGGAGGGGUUUUUUAAUCCCUGCUACUCUGACCAAGACUGGGGAGGAUUACUGUAGCUACAGCAGCAAAAGAAGCUAAUAUAAGACGUUUAUGCUACUAAACAGCUGGUGAAGUUUCAACGGUUCAAAGAUUGCUGUAGUGCGGCAAGAACAAACCACCUCUCUGGUGAAGCAGUGGAUGGUGUCCAAAGCUAAAGUCUGCCGUCAUCAGGGUCAGGCAGGCAGACGGGAUGUAUACUCACAAACACACUCAGUCAGAGAUCUCAGACAGGUGCAGAGAGGAAGAAGUGAACAACCAGCAUGGCCGGGAAAAGACGAGGUCGAGGCAACAACGCUCAGCAGCAACAGGCUCCGCAGAGACAGAGAGGAGGAGGCAACCGCAGGGCUUUGAGGGAACCAGCUGUUUAUGCCAAGUCUACAGGCUAUGAAUCAGACAUCCCUCAUGAAAAGCUGACCAUCGCACAAGCAAAGAGGGGGACACCAGCCAAUCGCCCAGUGCGAGUCUAUGCAGAUGGGAUCUUUGAUCUUUUCCACUCAGGUCAUGCUCGUGCUCUGAUGCAAGCCAAGAAUGUGUUUCCCAACACACACCUGAUAGUAGGAGUCUGCAGUGAUGAGCUCACCCACAAGUUUAAAGGCUACACAGUAAUGACAGAGGAUGAACGCUACGACGCCCUGACGCACUGUCGUUAUGUUGAUGAAGUGGUGCGGGAUGCUCCCUGGACACUUACUACAGAGUUUCUCAAGAAACACAAGAUUGACUUUGUGGCCCAUGAUGACAUCCCUUACACUUCUGCUGGAUCAGAGGACGUUUACAAACACAUCAAGGAAGCAGGAAUGUUUGUGGCCACUCAAAGGACAGAAGGAAUCUCCACAUCUGAUCUUAUCACUCGUAUUGUCCGUGACUAUGACAUCUAUGUUAGACGCAACCUGCAGAGAGGAUACACGGCCCGAGAGCUCAACGUUGGAUUCAUUAAUGAGAAGAAGUAUCGGCUCCAGAACCAGGUGGACAAAAUGAAAGAGACUGUCCGUACGGUGGAGGAAAAGUCCAAGCACUUUGUUUACAGAGUGGAAGAGAAGAGCCACGACCUUAUUCAUAAGUGGGAGGAAAAGUCACGAGAAUUCAUUGGGAACUUUCUGGAGCUCUUUGGACCUGAUGGAGCCUGGCAUGCGAUCCAGGAGCGGAGUGGCCGGAUGCUCCAGGCCUUGUCUCCUUACUCAUCACCCCGUGGCUCCCCGAGCAGCAGUCCCACCAGAAGACGCUCAGUUUCUCCUGACUCCUCUCCUGCCUUUAUGUCCACCUCCCCCUCUGUUUCUGCUUCAAACUCCUCAUCUCCAUCCUCUCUCUCACCUCCUUCUUCUCCAGCUACGCCCUCUUCUCGUAAAAGGAGGUCACGGGCAUCUCGCAAAGCUGCCUCCACAAAAAACUGAUUAUGUUUCAACCAUGUUUAUCCUUUUUAUGGGAGGCUAGGAAAAAAGUAAGGAGGCAUGAUGAAAAUUAACAUUUAAACAGAAGAACUUGAUUAUAGUGCAUUGAAAAUAUCCUGAUGUACAUAAUGUUUCAUCAUUGCAAAGAUGAAAUGUUUAUCCAUAAUAUUUAUCCGUAUAGAUGUACAGAAAUGAUAAUUAAAAUUUUGCUUGGA
Cheilinus undulatus (humphead wrasse) is the source of this 1737-nucleotide messenger RNA. RefSeq names its product phosphate cytidylyltransferase 1B, choline b (gene pcyt1bb). Lineage: Eukaryota; Metazoa; Chordata; Actinopteri; Labriformes; Labridae. The coding region runs from base 398 to 1525 and encodes 375 amino acids. Gene Ontology annotation, biological process: CDP-choline pathway. The transcript is spliced from 10 exons. Gene Ontology annotation, molecular function: choline-phosphate cytidylyltransferase activity; phosphatidylcholine binding. The record is from RefSeq and is a predicted model, not a curated record.